Molecule: messenger RNA, 891 nt
Organism: Gadus chalcogrammus (walleye pollock)
Lineage: Eukaryota; Metazoa; Chordata; Actinopteri; Gadiformes; Gadidae
Gene: apodb
Product: apolipoprotein Db
Exons: 5
Coding region: 179-730 (183 amino acids)
Biological process (GO): lipid transport; tissue regeneration; brain development
Molecular function (GO): lipid binding
Source: RefSeq, a predicted model, not a curated record
UAAUUUCUGGCACAGUGCUGACUUGAGUGCGCACAGACACGCGUGCAUCUUCUACACUUGCGCUCUGUUUGUUUGCAGCAGCAGCGUCAGCGCGCUUCGUCUUGGAUUGUCUCCGAAUAACGACCCUGACCCUUUUAUUAAGCCUGCCCCUCUUGGACGGUUCCUGACGGCUGGAGCUAUGACGUCAGCAGCGUUUCUCAUUUUACUGGUGCUGCCACUGGUCUCCUCCCAGUCCUACCACUGGGGCGCCUGCCCUGACCCUAAGAUCCAGCCCAACUUCAACAUCGAGAAGUACCUCGGCACCUGGUACGAGAUCGAGAAGCUGCCGGCGUCCUUCGAGAGGGGCAAGUGCAUCGAGGCCAACUACAACACGCGCCCUGACGGGACCAUUCAGGUGCUCAACUCUCAGUUCUAUAAGCAAAAGUUCCGGACAGUGGAGGGCACGGCAGUGAUCCCGGACCCCAGAGAACCGGCCAGGCUGAAGGUCAGCUUCUCCUACUUCACGCCGUACGCCCCGUACUGGGUGCUGACCACGGACUACAGCACUGUGGCGGUGGUGUACUCGUGCACGGACGUCCUGCACCUGUUCCACAUCGACUUCGCCUGGAUCCUGAGCCGCUCGCGCUUCGUGCAGCCCCAGACCGUGCAGUACGCCAAGCUGCUGCUGGCGGGAGAGGGCGUGGACGUGUUCCGCAUGAAGCCCACCGACCAGCUGGGCUGCAAGGACUAGGAGGAACAGGGGCACACACACACACACACGCAUAUGGAUACACAUGCAUACACAGACACACGGACACAGACACACGGACACAGACAGACAGACAGACAGACAGACAGACAGACAGACAGACAGACAGACAGACAGAGACACACACACACAGACUGACACAC